UAUACAUCACCAACACUCUUCUCCAUCACUAGUCUAACUUGUCCAAUUUAAUUACCAUUUAUGGCUGAUCAAAUUGCUCUAAUUGAUCCUAAUGUCGAUCCUUAUGGAUACUUAGGCAUUAUUCGUAACACUGACGGCUCUAUCACACGUCCACAAAAUUCACCAACUCGUCCAUUUGCCACCACUACUUCUGAUCAUUCCUCCGUCUUCACUAAAGAUCUCAUCAUUAACGCCACAAAGAACACAUGGGCUCGUAUUAUCAUCCCUCGUGAAGUACUAAACUCGAAAAAUAAACUCCCUCUUAUUGUAUAUUUUCAUGGUGGAGGAUUCGUACUGGCAGCUAAUGUAGACACACCAAUCUUACAAAGUUUUUACGCAACACUCGUGGCUGAAAUUCCAGCAAUAAUCGUGUCCGUCGAUUAUCGAUACGCACCUGAAAAUCGACUUCCAGCAGCUUACGAUGAUUGCAUGGAAUCGUUGCAUUGGAUCAAGAACACCUCUGAUGAGUUGCUAACAAAAUAUGCUGAUUUUUCUAAGUGUUUUCUCACGGGCACUAGUGCUGGUGGCAACAUUACUUACCACGUAGGUUUACGUGUCGCUGGAGGUGGUGAAUACCUUAAGCCUUUAGAAAUCAAAGGGUUACUUUUACAUCAUGCUUUUUUUGGUGGGAAUGAAAGGACAAAAUCAGAAUUAAGAUUAGCUUGUGAUAAGAUGUUGUCACUAAAUGUGAGUGAUAUUAUGUGGGAGUUAGCGUUGCCUAUAGGAAGCGAUCGUGAUCAUCCAUAUUGUAAUCCGAUGGUGGAGAUUAGAUCAAAUGGAAAUUUGUUUGAUCAAGUGAAAUUACAAGGUUUGAAGAUUUUGGUGAUUGGCUGUGAUGGCGAUCCUUUGAUCGAUCGACAAAUUGAGAUUUCAAAGAUGUUGAAGGAAAAAGGUGUGCAAGUUGUGGAUAGUUUUAGUGAAGGAGGCUUUCAUGGCUGUGAGUUUCUUGACGACAUGAAGUUAAAGGAAUUGGCACUUGUUGUGAAGGAGUUUGUGAGAGCUUAAGCACUUAUGGCAAGUGAUGUUUUGAUGAAAUAACGCCAAUCAUAAAAAUAAGUCUAUUGUAGUUUUGCUUACGAGUUUGGCAGAAUCCAAUAGUUUUGGCUCAAAAAUUAUAUUUGUAUUCAAAAAUUUACUUAAAAAACCUUUAAAUUUUCUAGAAUCCAUAAACUCAAAAUCUUAGGUCCGCUUCUAUUCAGAUUUUGAGUUUUAGAGUUCCAAAUAAGUUGCAAGCAUUACUAUAUAUUAGUACAGUUUAAUAAAUUGGAAUGUACCUAAAGUCAAAUAGCUAUUUGGAUAUUACAGUUGAAUAAAUUGCUAUUAUUAAUACAUAAUAAUCAUUAUGAUUGGCCGA
This is a messenger RNA of Lycium ferocissimum, 1393 nucleotides long. Its product is annotated as carboxylesterase 1-like. The record is from RefSeq and is a predicted model, not a curated record. Lineage: Eukaryota; Viridiplantae; Streptophyta; Magnoliopsida; Solanales; Solanaceae. Gene Ontology annotation, molecular function: hydrolase activity. The transcript has a single exon. Bases 61 to 1044 code for a protein of 327 amino acids.